Messenger RNA from Medicago truncatula (barrel medic), 5354 nucleotides. RefSeq names its product probable disease resistance protein At4g27220. The transcript has 6 exons. Lineage: Eukaryota; Viridiplantae; Streptophyta; Magnoliopsida; Fabales; Fabaceae. The record is from RefSeq and is a predicted model, not a curated record. Gene Ontology annotation, molecular function: ATP hydrolysis activity; ADP binding. Bases 288 to 4937 code for a protein of 1549 amino acids.
AUAAAUAUUGACAAAAAAAAAAAAAAGACACAAGAAAUGAGUAAAAUUCAUCUUAUUUAAUAGAUCCCACUGGUAUAAUAAAUCAUCACUUAUGUGUAUUGUCUCAUAAAGAGAUAAAUUGUGCAAAGUGAUUGGAAAUGAGCUCACCUUGAAACAAAUCAUUUAGGAGAAUCGGGUUUGAUUUUUAGUAGGAACAAUUUUUUGCUUAUGUCUGACACUCUCACUCUUCUUCUUUUUUCUUCCACCCAUCCAUCGUCUCCAACUGCCAUGCUAGCAAAGUGGUGGCCAUGGAUGUUAUUAUUUCAGUUGCUGCUAAGAUUUCUGAGUAUACGGUUGUACCUAUUGGUUGUCAAUUUGGUUACAUACUAUACUACAAAGGAAACCUUCAAAGGAUGAAAAUUGAGGUCCAAAAGCUCGAAGGAUCAAAAGAUCAUGUGCAGCACAGUGUUGAUGAGGCUAGAAGGAACGGAGAAGAGAUUGAAAAUAUUGUCCUGAAGUGGCUGAAUGGUGUGGACAACACUGUUGCUGAGGCAAAGAAACUUAUUGACACUCAGGGCCAUGAAAAAUCUCAAUGUUCUAUGAGAUAUUUUCCCAAUCUGUGCACAAGGCAUCAACUGAGUAGGAAAAGCAAAAAGAUGAUACAUGAGAUUUCUGAAGUUCUCGCAGAAGGAAAAUUUGACAGAAUUUCUUACCGUGCUUCUUCUCAAUUGACAGUCACGCCAUUUGGUCGAGGUUAUGAGGCCCUGGACUCCAGAACAUCAAUGUUGAAUGAGAUUAUGCUGGCAUUGAAGAAUCCUAACAUCUUCAUGAUUGCGGUGUAUGGGAUGGGUGGAGUGGGCAAGACAACACUGGUGAAAGAGUUAGCUUGGCAAGCUGAGAAUGAUGGAUCAUUUAGUUCUGUAGUUAUAGCUACUAUCACUGAAUCUCCAGAUGUGGAAAAAAUUCAAGGCCAAAUUGUUGAUGCCUUGGAUAUGAAAUUUAACAAGGAAAGCAUAGAAGGAAGAGCAACACAGUUACGGAAUAGGAUAAUCAUGGAGAAGAGUAUUCUUGUUAUUCUUGAUGAUAUCUGGGGUAGACUUGAUUUGGUAGAAGUGGGGAUUCCUUUUGGGGAUGACCACAAAGGAUGCAAGUUGGUGGUGACAUCCAGAGAUCUUAAUGUGUUAAACUGUGAGAUGAACAUUCAGAAAGCUUUUAGACUUGAUGUUUUGCAUCAGGAGGAUAGUUGGAAAUUGUUUGAGAAAAUGGCAGGUGAUAUUGUUCAUGAAUUUAAUAUAAAGCCAAUUGCGGUAGAAGUGGCCAGAUGUUGUGCCGGGUUACCUCUUUUGAUAGUUACUGUGGCGAAGGCUUUGAGAAAAAAAGAAGCCUCCGCUUGGAAGAAUGCCUUAAACCAAUUGGAGAGAUUUGAUCAACAAGGUUUGCAUAAGAAAGUCUACUCUACCUUGGAAUUGAGUUAUAAUUGUUUAGAAAGGGAUGACCUGAAGUCACUCUUCCUUUUAAUUGGUUCAUUUGGACUGGACCAUAUCCACACUGGAACGUUGUUUCAAUGUUAUUGGAGUUCAGGGUUAUGUGAACAUCUUCACACAUUGACAGAGGCACGGAAUCAAUUUUUCAACUUAAUAAAUGACCUUAGGGCCUCUUCAUUGUUGCUUGAACGUGAAAGAGGUCGAGUAAGAAUGCAUGAUGUUGUACGUGAUGUAGCUAAAUCAAUUGCAUCUAGGUUUCAUCGUACUUAUUCUGUGAAAAGGUACUCCGAAGUCAAACAAUGGCCAAUGAUAGAUCAGCUUCAAAAGUUCCAUCAAAUCAUUUUGCCUUGGUCUUAUAUUAAUGAGCUUCCUGAGAAGUUGGAGUGCCCAGAGUUGAGGCUACUUCUACUUCAUAAUAUAGGCGACAAUUUGAAAGUCUCUGAUGAGUUUUUCUCUGGGAUGAGAGAAGUAAGAGUUCUAGAUUUGUAUGGAAUGAUGUUAACCCCUUCCCCACCUCCAUCUCUCUCUUUCUUGACAAACCUUCAAACAUUGACUCUGGGGGGAUGUGAGUUAGAAGACAUAUCAAUAGUUUUGGAACUGAAAAGUUUAGAGAUUCUCAGCCUUGAAAGAUCUGACAUUAUACAGCUCCCAGAAGAAAUAGGACAACUAACCAAUCUUCGAAUGCUGAAUUUAACCAACUGCUCUAGGUUGAGAUUCAUUCCUGCAAAUCUUAUUUCAAGCUUAACAUGCUUAGAAGAGUUGUACAUGGGAAAUUGCUUUAUCCAAUGGGAUGUCAAGAGAAGCAAAGACCAAAGCAACAAUGCAAGUCUGGAAGAGCUAGGUAAUCUGUCACAUCUAACAACUUUGGACAUCAUGAUUCAAGAUUCUUCAGUUUGGCCAAUGGACUUGCAAGUCUUUGCAAAGCUUGAGAGAUACAAUAUAUUUAUUGGUGAUGUAUGGAAAUGGUCUUUGGAAUGGGCUGGAGGUGCUUCUGAAUCUUCAAGAACACUGAAGCUGGCAGAGAGUAAGAGUACAAGCAUUCAUUCAGAUUAUGGAUUUAACUUAUUGUUGAAUUCAGCGGAGGAUUUGUGCGUAGCUCAAUUACAACGUGCUAGAGGUGUCCUUUACGAGUUGAACAUGGAAGGUUUUCCACAAUUAAAGCAUUUGUGCAUCGAAGACAGUUCUGAACUGGAGUGCAUUGUUAAUUCAAUAGGUUGCUUUUAUCCCUACCCCGCCUUCCCCAACUUAGAGACUUUAGCUCUUCAAAAUCUGUUUAAUCUGGAAGAAAUAUGUCAUGGACCAAUUCCAAUUCAAUCUUUUUCCAAGCUGAAAUUUAUUCAAGUCAAUGGUUGCGAUAAGUUGAAGCAUCUGUUUUCAUAUUCUCUAGUUAGAGAUCUUCCUCAACUUCUUGAAAUAAAAAUUUCGGAUUGCAAAAUGAUUACAGAAAUCAUAGCUGAGCAAACAUCUGAGGAUGAUAUAGAAGUAAACAAGGUUAUGUUCCCCAAGUUGCGUUUACUUGAACUUGAAUGUUUGCCUGGUCUCAGUAGUUUCUGCUCUGUGCCAUUGGCAGUUGAAAAUUAUGAAGAUACACGGUGCAUGGCACUAAUUGAUCAAAAGGUUGGAAUGUCCCAACUGGAGACCUUGAAGCUGUCUAAGAUCAAUUCUUGUAAAUUAUGGGAUGACAUACAAUCGGGUUAUUCUUGUGUUCAAAACUUGACAAGUUUGACAGUUGACAAAUGUGAUAAGAUAACUUACAUAUUCUCAUCCGUAGUGGCUAGAGAACUUGUAACCCUGCAAUAUCUUGAGAUUAGUAACUGCCAAAUGUUGGAGGACAUAAUUUCCUGGGAUGCAAUUUUAGGCAAUCAUUCUUCAUCUCCAGAACCACUCUCUAAUGAGGAUGUUAUAUUCCCAAACUUAGUAACAUUGAUAAUCUCCCAUUUAGAUCACUUGAAGUCAGUAUGGCACAAACAACUUGGUCUGAAUUCCUUCCAUAAAUUGAAGCAUCUGGAAACUAAAUUCUGCGAUAAAUUAUUAAAUAUAUUCCCAUCUCAUGUUUUUGAAAACUUGCAGAAUCUAGAGACAAUAAUCGUAACCAAUUGUCCUGCACUGGAAGUUCUAUUUGAAAUGCAAGAUUUUAAAACAGGAGCUCGUAGCCAGAUGCAAUUGAGGAAUCUUUCUUUGGAGCAUUUACCAAAUCUUAAACACAUAUGGAGUAGAAAUCCUUAUGGAAGCUUAAGGUUUCAAAACCUAGGUCAACUGAAAGUUGUUGAAUGUAAAAGCCUUGAUCAUAUUUUUCCAUUAUAUGUGGCCAAAGAACUUCCAUAUCUCCAAGUGCUUCAUAUAGAAGAGUGCGGUGUAGAGACUAUUGUUGCAAAGGAUGAAAUGGCUGACACAGUUCCAAUACUUGUUUUCCCAAAAUUAACAUCUUUGAGUCUCCGAAGUUUAGCUCAACUUAGAAGCUUCUGCUAUGGAUUACACACCUUGCAUGUGCCUGUCUUAAGAGAUUUGGAUGUGUAUCAUUGUGAUCAGCUAGAAUUAUUCGUGCAGAAAUUUCUAAACUAUCAGGGUAAUACCCCGGUUGAUCCAGAAGCCCUACUGUCAUUUGAAAAGGUUGUCCCAAACCUAAGGGAGCUUAUUCUGAACGGAAGGGAUGUUACUAUGUUAUGGAACAGUCAAUUUAAUCACAGGCCGAUUUAUACAGUAAAAGAUCUUCGCUUGCGUUGUUUUCACAAUGAGUCUGAAAUAUUUCCAUACAGCUUCCUCCAAAGAUUUAUCAAUCUUGAAAAACUUAUGGUGACUUGCAGUUCCUUCACAGAAAUUUUCUCAAGUGGAAGCUUUGACACUGGACAUUCGGAAACAACAAUGAAGUUGAAAAAGCUAGUACUUGUUGAAUUACAUAACCUUGAGUUUAUAUGUGGAGACAAUUCUGAUAUGCAGUUUGCUGUUCAAAAUCUUGAAGUAUUUGAAGUAUUCAAAUGUUCCAUACUAAGGAAUAUAGUUCCAUCCUCGGUGCGAUUUGAGAAGUUAGAGAGAGUGAGAGUGGCCUUUUGUGUUGGAGUGGAAAAUAUUAUGUUAUCAUCAAUUGCUACUAAUUUACCUAAACUUCGGAAAUUAGUUAUAGACAAUUGUGAAAUGAUAGAAGUAAUAGUUGCAAGUAAUAAAGAAAAUGAUGCUGGUGAGCUAGCUUUCUUGAAAUUGGAGUUUUUGCGAUUGUAUAACUUACCACACUUAAGAAGUUUUUACAAGGGAAAUUACAACCUCAAAUUUCCAUUGCUGCAGAAGUUAGUCGUGGGAAAAUGUGACAUGAUAGAAACUUUCUCAAAUGGAGUGUUGAGCGCACCAAAACUCAGAGCAGUACAUGUGACUCCUAGUUUAAAAGGUCCAUGGAGUUGGAAUGGUGAUCUUAAUACUACAAUAGAAAAACUUUUUGCUGAAAAGCUAUAUGAGAAGGAAAAGUGCAUUACUGCACUUUGACAAACUUUGGAUGUAAAAAGGGCAAGAUUUGAAGUUGCAAGGGUCUACACAAGUCCUGCAUGGCCAAAGGAUAAACUCUUGGCAGAAACCAGACAUGCACAUCAGCAAGCCUGCGCUUAUGUGCACGGCCUUACAGUACUCAACCAACACACUAGCAGCAGCACCUGAAUUGCUUUUGAAUUACCGUGUUAGAAGACGAACACGACCACACAGAUCAUUUGUCAUGGUCGGACCUAUGUUCACUGGACGCAAUUUAAGUCAAGCACAAUUAAUGGAUCUAUAUGAUUAACUUGUAAGGUUGCAAUUAUUUUUCAUUAUCUUGCACUGGAGUCAUUUUUAAUAGAAACACUAUUAAUAGCCAAUCGGCAUAAUUAAUUGUUUCUUACUCCAAAUGAGAUGUAAUCUUUUUCAGUGUAU